AUGGAUUCGUUGUCCGCCAAGAGGCGGCCCCGACGCGACCGCCUCAGCAACCUCCAGGACGACCUGCUCGGCCACGUCCUCUCUUUCCUCCCAACCGAAGAGGCCGGCCGCGCCGCCGUCCUGUCCCGCCGAUGGCGCCGUGUCAUCGCCGACGUCCACACCAUAUCUUUCCAAGAGGGACAUAUCGACAGGGUCACCGCUGCGCUCCUGGCCCGGAGACGCUGUAGCGGCGGGGAGACGCGGCUGCGCUGCCUCCGCGUGGCCUUGGGCCCGUACAUGUCGUCGGACUCUUCUACUCUCCACCACUGGCUCUCCUACGCCCUCGACUAUGGCGUCCAGGAGCUCCACCUCGUAACACGCAGGCAGGGUUCCUACGACAUCUCCUGCUGCGUAACCGGUUGCCGUCGGGUCGACGACAUCAAGCUCGGCUUCGCUCAUGGCGGCUACGUCUACUCUGCAGAAGCUGACAAGUACAGCGAAUCAUUCGAUCAGGAUUGGGAAGACGACGAUCCAAUCGACCUUCCGGCAAAGAAGCUCUUUUCCUGCGCUACCCUGCGAGCGCUUCACCUCGUCUCCUGCUCCCUGCGCGGGCUGCCGUCCACCAUCGAUCUCCCGUCCCUGGAGACGCUGGCGCUGAUCGAUAUCUCGCCCUUAUCUUCCAGCGGGGAAGACAUCCAGCGGCUCGUCUCCAGCUGCCCGCGCCUUGGCUGCCUGGCGCUCGAGGACUGCGAGAUCACCGACAUCACGGUGGCGCCAGAAGCCAGAGGCGAGGUCCCCGUCGAGCCGUGUUUCACGUUCGUGGGCGGCGGUGCGCUAACAGCCAUCGCUUCGGCAAAGAUCAACGUCUGCAGCACCGGCAUCUGGCCCAACGGGAAGAUCGACUUCGGGAGGCUCAAAGAGGAGCUCCUGCUCCCGUUCGUGAGCGCCGCGCACCUCCACCUCGGCUGGGUCGACCGAUCCGACGCCCUCGCCGGCGGCGACGAUUUCUUUGCCGAAUUCCCCCUGUUCAACAACCUCACGAGGCUCGAGCUCGGGAGCCGUCUGAUGGAUCCGCGGGUCGUAGCAGCGGUGACAGGGAUCCUGCGGCAGACGCCGAACCUCACUGUUCUGUCGCUCCAGAUCGGCAAGCACGGCAGCAGUGGCUCACCUGAGUGGGGCACCGGCGAUCAUCUGUACCAAUGGAGCUUCGCCGUGGACGUGCCGGAUGUGCAGGCGGCGCAGUGCCUGCGGGAGCGGGUCAAGGAGGUGAGCGUGGAGCAGUACGAGGGGGCCAACGUGCAGAGGAUGCUGCUCAAGUCCUUGCUCCGCGGCGCCCUGGUGCUCCAGUCGCUACGUGUCGUCUUCGCCAACGGAAGAAACUCCGCGCUGGACGAGUUGGCGAAUGAAAUCAGAAGCUGGUCAGCGAAUCCUACUACUACAAGAAUGGCAUUUUGUUAA
Lolium perenne is the source of this 1437-nucleotide messenger RNA. RefSeq names its product F-box/LRR-repeat protein At4g14103-like. Lineage: Eukaryota; Viridiplantae; Streptophyta; Magnoliopsida; Poales; Poaceae. Gene Ontology annotation, molecular function: protein binding. The record is from RefSeq and is a predicted model, not a curated record.